AUCUAAUCCGCUGUGGGAGAAAGUCAAGAGUUCGGUCCGAGCAUCGCUCGUGUCCCGUGAUCGAGUCCAACACAUCCGGUUGGAAACACCGUGACCACGAGCCGAGCCGACUUUAAAAAAGAAAAAGGGGAGAAGGAGGAAAAUCCCACCGUGCGUGAACGUGCAAGUUUCCUACAGUGCUGCAUUUUUUUUAGGACUCUUAUUUUUGAAGUCCGGUAGCCAACGUCGGCCCGGAAGUGCGCUCCAUCAUUCGGUCCAUAAACCCGUAUCCGGUGAGGGGGUCGGACUCGGGGAUGUGGUCAGUCCGGCGGAGCAGCAGAUGAGGACUUAUCUCCACCGUGUCCAGUAAGACGGCCCCCCCCCCCCGGUGUCGACGAUGCAGAUCCUGACUCCUCACGUGUACUGGGCUCAGCGUCACGGAGACAUCUACCUCCGGGUGGAACUGAGCGACGCCAAGGACCUUGACAUCAGCCUGCAGGAAAACAACACACUUCAGUUCAGAGCACAGGGCCACGGAGCGAAGGGAGAUAAUGAGUACGAGUUCAGUCUUGAGUUCCUGGAACCUGUCAGACCGGAGGUCAACCACAGGUCCACCCAGCGUCAGGUGGACAUCAAGAUCAGGAAGCAGGAGGAGCGCUGGUGGGACCGGCUGACGCUGCAGGAGAAGAAGCCUCUGUUCCUGGCUCCCGACUUCGACCGCUGGCUGGACGAGUCCGACGCCGAGAUGGAGCUUCAGGCGAAGGAGGAGGAGAAGAUAAACCGGAUCAGUGUGGAGUCGAGAGUUCGUAAAGACCCCUACCUCGGUGUGAAGAAAGGCUACUUGUUCAUGUACAACCUGGUGCAGUUCCUGGGAUUCUCCUGGAUCUUUGUCAACAUGACGGUUCGACUCUUCAUCCUCGGUCAAGACUCAUUCUACGACACGUUCCACACCACGGCCGACAUGAUGUACUUCUGUCAGAUGAUGGCCGUGCUCGAGGUCAUUAACCCCCUGCUGGGUCUGGUUAAGACGCCAUUUUUUCCCGCUAUGAUUCAGGUGGCCGGGAGGAAUGUCAUCCUGUUCGUCAUCUUCGGCGCCCUGGAGGAGAUGCAGAACAAACCCGUCGUCUUCUUCGUCUUCUACCUGUGGAGCACUAUCGAGAUCUUCAGGUAUCCCUUCUACAUGCUGGCCUGCAUCGGCACAGACUGGAAGCUGUUGACGUGGCUGAGGUACAGCCUCUGGAUCCCUCUGUACCCGCUGGGGGUUGUGGCUGAAGCGGUGGCCGUGAUCCAGUCGCUGCCCAUCUUCGAUGAGACCCGUCUGUUCAGCUUCCCGCUCCCCAAGGUGCUGGGCCACUCGCUGAGCUUCUCCUACACUCUGCAGCUCUACCUGGUCUUCAUGUUUCUGGGACUCUUCAUCAACUUCCGUCACCUGUACAAGCAGAGGAGGAGACGGUUCCGCUCCAGGAAAAGGAAAAUCCACUGAGUGACCGGCACGUUUCCUCUGCACACACGCCCUCAACUGCCGUCCACUCAAAGAUUCAGCAGCUGUUUUGUUUUUUUGUUCCCUUGUUAUUGCCCUUUCUCAUCUUCCUACACUUACAGUUAUAAUCACACUGACCUGAUGGUGCAGCACCGGUCACCUCCGUCCUCCACUGGGUGAACUGUAACGACACGACUCGCUGUCGAACAUGCGGUUGAUCCUGAGUUUUAGUUGUUUAUCUAGUUGUAUAUCUAAAAUAGUCAUAUCUUUGUUCAUUUUCUUGUUGGAGGCCACAAGAGACCACAACUCACAAAGUUUAAAAUCAAAUUUCUCCAACAGGUUUGUUAUUGUCGCUUCAUUUCUACCUUUAACAUUAGUUAGGAAAUCAUGUCCCGAAUAAUAUCACUACUUCUCUCAAAACUGCUUUUGAAAAAAUGUAAUAGUGAUUUAUGGUCUUUAAGUUAUUAAAAUUACAACUCUGUCAAUAUCACCUUGGAUAUUUUUGUCACAUGUUAUUGCAACAUGUUCUCAUAGGCUGUCUGGUGUGAUGCGUUCAAGGAUGUGCCAGUGUCUGGGGAUUUUAGAAUUUUCUGCAAUUUUUGGGAGCCGAUGCCAAUGCUAAUAUAAAGGGGUAAAAAAAAAAAGUCCGAUCCCCAUAUCGGUCAUUAUAGAUGUUUUAAAAGAAAGAUGUUGUUGUCAAACCCUUAAGUAAACAAAAUAUAAAAUUAAAACACAAAUACAACGAAAUCUAUAGAACUUAAAAUUAAGAAGAGUGAAUUUUACGUACAUAGUUCGUCUCGGUACGUACCAGGAAAUGAAAGAAACAUACUGUUGUUCAUGUACAAAGACGUAAGGUUAUGACUCAUUAAUAUUUUCCCUCUUUUUUUUCCCUGUGUAAUUUCCAAUGUGUUCUCCACUGAGCCUUCCCUGUAUUUGUUAAUAUUUAUUUGUGUGAACUAAUUAAUGCCUGAGUUGAUUUUUUUUGUUUUGGUUUGUGUGUCGGGGAAGACGUGUAGCGGACGAACAGGUCGACUCGAACACACUCACGUGAUCUUUUAUUACAUUUUCAAAACACCUGAUUAAUUAAAUGAACAUCAGAGUUCUUAUUUUGGA
Scophthalmus maximus (turbot) is the source of this 2572-nucleotide messenger RNA. Its product is annotated as very-long-chain (3R)-3-hydroxyacyl-CoA dehydratase. Bases 377 to 1462 code for a protein of 361 amino acids. NCBI's taxonomy places the organism in Eukaryota, Metazoa, Chordata, Actinopteri, Pleuronectiformes, Scophthalmidae. Gene Ontology annotation, biological process: sphingolipid biosynthetic process; very long-chain fatty acid biosynthetic process; fatty acid elongation. The transcript is spliced from 12 exons. The record is from RefSeq and is a predicted model, not a curated record. Gene Ontology annotation, cellular component: endoplasmic reticulum membrane. Gene Ontology annotation, molecular function: 3-hydroxyacyl-CoA dehydratase activity.